CCCUCCCAAACCCUCUUGCUACCACACAACACACAGAAACGUGUUCUUCCUCUGCAACAAAUCAUGAUCACCAUCCUACUCUUCUUGCUCUGUGCUGGGUUCAGCCAUGGCGCCAAAAAUGAAGGAUCAUUGGAAGGGAGAAAAGGGCAGUGGCAAAUGCUCCUCAAUAACACCGGCGUGGUUGGCAUGCACACGGCUUUAACCUCCAAAAACACAAUCAUAAUGUUUGAUCAAACCGAAGCUGGCCCAUCUGGCUACCCACUUCACAAACGCUUCAAUGGAAGCAGGUGCAACACCAGAAGCCACAACGAUGUGGUGGACUCAACAUGCUAUGCUCACUCUGUAGAGUAUGACAUAAGUGCCAACAGAGUGAGGCCUUUGAGGCUUGACUCUGAUCCUUGGUGUUCCUCUGGCUCUUUCCUCAGCAAUGGAACACUUCUACAAACUGGUGGGUAUGGCAGAGGUGCCAAAAGGAUCAGAUUCUACCGCCCCUGUGGGAAUCACCAAUGCCACUGGAUCCAAUCAAGGAAAUCUCUAUCUGAUGAAAGAUGGUAUGCUUCUAGCCAAAUACUCCCAGACCAUGACAGGGUAGUUAUUGUUGGUGGAAGAAGGACCUUCACAUAUGAAUUCAUACCAAAAAUUAGUCCUACUGAAAAAUCCUUUGAUCUUCCCUUUUUGCACAAAACCAAUGAAAGAAAUGCAAAAGGGAACAACCUCUACCCUUUCCUUCACCUCUCAUCAGAUGGAAACCUCUUCAUUUUCGCAAACCGUGACUCAAUUCUCCUCAACCCGAGACGAAACAGAGUCAUUAAGACAUUUCCUCGUAUACCUGGUGACGGGUCGCGAAACUACCCGAGCUCUGGCUCAUCAGUGAUGCUUCCACUGGAUCACAGCGACAAUUUCCACAAAGUGGAGGUUAUGGUGUGUGGAGGUUCAGCAACCGGAGCACUCAGAGCUGCUAGUAACGGAAAAUUCCUCGAGGGAUUGAGAUCUUGUGGGAGAAUGGUGAUAACAGGGAAUGACAACAAGUGGGAAAUGGAGUACAUGCCGGAACCGCGUCUCCUACACGACAUGCUGAUUCUCCCUAAUGGGAACAUUCUGAUCAUCAAUGGAGCAAAACAUGGUUGUGCUGGGUAUGACAAUGCUAGAAACGCUUCUCUUGAGCCUUAUCUAUAUAGCCCAAAGAAACGAUUAGGAAAAAGGUUCAGGGUUCUGAAAUCGACCAAAAUCGCCAGAAUGUAUCACUCAUCUGCAACUCUUCUUCCUGAUGGGAGAGUCUUGGUUGCAGGAGGAAACCCUCACGGAAGGUACAGUUUUCACAAUGUGGCGUACCCAACGGAACUGAGACUUCAAGCAUUUGUUCCGCACUAUAUGCAUCGGAGGUACCAUAGCUGGAGGCCAAGCAAUUUGACAGUAAAAUCUGGCGGUGGUGGUGAAAGGGGUGUGAUUGGGUAUGGGGCUGAAUUUAGGGUUCGGUUUUUGGUGGGGACAAGGCCGAGCAAUGAGGUAGCGUUUAGUGUCUACGCGCCGCCGUUUACUACUCACUCGGUGGCGAUGAAUCAGAGGAUGUUGAAGCUGAGGUGCAGGAGCAUGGUGAGGAGUAGUGGAGGAUGGGUGGAUGCUGUUUUGGAAGCGCCACCGUCACCGCGUGUUGCGCCGUCUGGUUAUUACUUGCUCACGGUUGUGAAUGGAGGAAUUCCAAGCGUGUCUCAAUGGAUUCAGUUUGGGCACGCCUAGGAUAUGUUUCUGGCGUUCCAUUCCAGUUAAAGAGUUACAAGAAUCAAAUAAAUGCUUAUAGUUAAUCAAAGUUACCUUAGCCCCUUUGUAUCUUGUUAACAAGUGUUUUAAAAAUUUGAUUAAAAUAUACGUAAUACAUUUUUAGUUUAUUUAAGAUUAAGUGCUUAAAAAAGAUUAAGUGCUUUUUAUUUUCUCAAAAUAAUAUUAUUUUUUCCUUGAUUAUUGGCUUCACAAUUUAUAAACAGGUGUGAGGCUCGGUGUGAGGGUUUACCUCAUGACAACGAACAAGUGUAUUGUCUUAAGACUAAAGUGAAGAAGGAUUCUUUGGAUUUCAAUGUCAUCUCAUCAUUGGGAAUAGUUUCGUGCGGAAGCAUGACUUGGAGUGUAGACCAAGUGGAGUCCAAUGGGAGCUUGAAUCUCGUACAACUCAUAG
This is a messenger RNA of Lotus japonicus, 2170 nucleotides long. Its product is annotated as aldehyde oxidase GLOX-like. The transcript has a single exon. The record is from RefSeq and is a predicted model, not a curated record. NCBI's taxonomy places the organism in Eukaryota, Viridiplantae, Streptophyta, Magnoliopsida, Fabales, Fabaceae. Bases 64 to 1737 code for a protein of 557 amino acids.